AUGAUCUACGACAUCGGCCAUGACCUUGGAACGUUGGAGGACUACAAGAUCACCCAGACCUCAACAAAAAUUCGUGUAUUUCUGGACGGUCUACCACCACUUCCAAUGGAGACCGUUGUAGAAUUUGAAGCUGGAGAAGAGACACUGGUCACCCUGGAAUAUGAAGGCCUGAAGAGAUACUGCUCAAAUUGCAACUCUCUGAUUCACAGCUCUAGAUACUGCUCCCAGAUCCAAACAGAGAACACACAACACAAGCGCAUCGAAGCUUCAUCAAGAGAGGAAAAAAAAGGAGCCAGGCAAUACUCACCAUAUGAAAGGAGUCAGACCUACACGAGAAAGCCGCCGGGCCCCCACUCCCCCCCUCCCCCACCAACGAGUCCAAAACCACGCCACUGGAAGAGACUCCUUCUUCAGAGAGAGAGAGUGGACAGACAUGGAAGACCUUUUGGAGAAAGAGUCCCUAUAAAGCUGAUACAGACAAAACCAUUGAGAAACAAGAUUACUCCGGAAUACAGCAGCCAGAACCACAACACAGAAAGAAACUCAUCUGUCAACAAAACUGCACAAUGA
This is a messenger RNA of Brassica napus (rape), 570 nucleotides long. RefSeq lists its product as uncharacterized. Bases 1 to 570 code for a protein of 189 amino acids. The transcript has a single exon. The record is from RefSeq and is a predicted model, not a curated record. Lineage: Eukaryota; Viridiplantae; Streptophyta; Magnoliopsida; Brassicales; Brassicaceae.